CAGUUUAGUUAGUCGGACAAGUCAGAUGGGAAGGCAACAACAGAACACGGCGACGACAAUUUUCUGUGUAUCUCUUUAGGGAAGAACCCGUAACGCAGGCGCCGCGUCGCCAUUCCCCAAUCGCCAUUAAGUGGAUCGUUCGUGAGGCGCGCGUGUUGCGAAAAAUAUUUAUAACCGUGCGUUCAUCGUUCGCCAGACGUGGCCAACGGUCCCCGUUGGAAGAACACAAUUUCCCUCAUACUGGUAUCAAAUCGAGCUGAAUUCUAGUGACGUCCGGGAUCGGGAUAUAAUAGCGCUGAAAGUGAUCUGAAAUCCGUUGUUCGCGUCGUGUUUUCACAGUUGGUGUUUAGUGUGCAUAUCUUCACGGCUUCGCCGCCGUCGUGCAAGCAUAGAAAUGUUGUCUGUGAAUAUAAAUAAAUUAACAGCCAAAACGUGUUUUUGUUGGUUGAUUUUUAUGUGAAUGUCGUGCUGUGCUUGUGAUUUGUUUGUAUUCUGAUGUACAACGCCGAUCCGGGAUGUUGACGUACUAAACCCGAAGCAAUUAAUUAGAACACUGCGCAACUACCAGUCUGUCUAGAAUAAUGGAAGCCGAUGAAGAUCCGCACCAUCACCUGCAGUGGGCUAGCACUGCUCGAUGUGCGGAUUUCAACCGUUUGAGCACGAUCCGGGAGCGUAGCCAAAGCGACAGCAGCGAGGGUUCAGAGUUUUUCUCGGAUCUACCGUUGCCACCGGUACCGCCGGCCAAGGAAACCAACAGCGAAGGCGAUCAACCACCCAGAACGCCCUCACAGGAGUUUCUCUACUCGAGAAUGAUCGAGUUCGACGAUGAGCCCGCCGCUGCAUCCCAAGAAGAUCUACGCCCCAUCGACAGCAACAGCAGCACCGCCGGUAGUUCCAACACACUGCAUAAGCACUCUUGGAGCACGGCCAGUGGUUCGGUGGACGAGGGGAUACUCUACAUCGACGGGGACGACGAGGAACGAUCAUCAUUCUACAGAGACAAGUCGCCGAUCUUGCGAUCGGUGUCUGCGUCACCGGAGCGUCUACUGCGCCGGCGGAGACGGAGGAAAGGCCGCAGACGGAGAGCAGAUGAAUCUUCAUGCCGCGACGAGGAUUUCACUUGGGUCAACAACUGUGCGGAGGCGCCGAAAGCUACUAUUGAUUCUGACCGUAGAUCCACUUCACAUACAACUGUGGGAGGUCGAUCCAGCCGUAGUCAUACUCAUGGUCACGAUCCAAACCAAACCCGCACUCCGUUAAGUCCAGUUCUAUCUCCUUCAGGAGUUCUCGGAAGUGGUAAACCUCCUCGCCCCAUGACGGGAAGUCUCGACCGAAGACGCCACCUUGGAGCAAGUCGCCACGAAAGGGACUCCAAAAGUCGAAGCACCCACUCACUCAAGGAUAAAUCGUCCUCCUCCGAGCUUCAACAGCAGGACUCCCACUCCAGCAAUCUAAGCUUAAACUCCAAAGGUAAACCUUCGAGCAAGCGAUCGACCUGCGGGAAAGGAUCAUAUGAUAAACUUUGGAAUUUUCAAGAACAUCAACAUGACUCGGGCAGUUUUAACAAUUACAACAGCAGUGGAAGCAGUCAUCACAAUAAUAACAGCGGCAACAACCAUCGACAGAGUCCAGGAAUUUGGGAUCCUCCUCCUCCGCCACCCGUUUCCCAUUGGGAUCCACACUACUACUGGAACUGGAACAAUCACCACAGCCGAGAGGAGCUGCGGUUGAUUGAUUACCACCGUCGCCAGCAGGCCGAACUCUACCGGUACGGCAGCAACGGAGCUCUCAGCAGCACCCAGGACCUAUCUUGCUCCAGUGGAUGUUGCAAUCGACCCUACUACCAACCACCGCCCCCACCAUGUUGCUCCUGCGAGCACAGCCGGACCAUGUGGGGCAAGGAUUGUCAGCGCCAGGACACGGACGAGCGGUUGCGCCGCUUACAGUCGGACAAGGAAGCCCUAGCGCUCCAGGUCAAGGUGCUCACCGAGCAGAUCCAAACCCAGGGCACCAAGAUCAGCGACCUGGAGCGCACGGUGAGCGAGAAGAACCAACUGCUCUCGAACGCGGACGACCUACUGCAGCGAGUAAGCCAAUUUGCCAAAACCGUUGGCAUCCAGAUUGACAAACAGAAAGAAAUGCUAUCCCGGUCAUCUCUGGAGACGCAAAAGCUAGAACUCAUGUCGGCCAUGAGUGAACUUAAACUGCAGCAAGCCGCCUUAGAACGCGAAAACCUGGAGCUGCGAUCUAGUCUGAUCAACGGAACACCCCUCACCAAUGGGAGCCUAAAUGGGGGCAUCUUGAACAGCAACACCCUCAACAACAACAGCAUCGCAGCGAAUCUGCUGCGACGGACUGGACGAAUGGUCACGUCCACCCCGGGCAACUCGGUCAACACAUCCCCGCUGCACCACGGCAGCCACGGCAAUCUCCCCCAGCACCAGCAACCGAUGGCAACCUCACCUAGUCCCGUUACGCCAAAAACACCGCCAGCGUCCUACCGGCAGCGGGUGGACCUACACUACAGCAGUCUUCCACGGCAAGCCUUCGCCACCACACUGUCAACUGCCAGUGGGUCCAGCGGUGGCAGCAGCUCCGGGGUCGGUACCGACGCCAACGCUAACCCGAAGCGCAACGUAGCAUUCGCUAAGACUUUGGUCACCACAAGUGGCGGCGAAAAGCCGAAUCACGCCGCCGGUGUCGUGGUCCCCGCGAAUAUGUCCGCAUCUAUGAGUGCCCUGACGCUGUCCGCUGCGCUCGGCCACUCAAACUUGCGAUCGUCGAAGCAGACGUCCGCUUCGGCGCAGAAUAUUUAUUGUACGGUUGAGCCGGGUACACCAUCCGACGAGCAGCAGUUGAUCGAUUUCGAGCAGGACCACUCGGAACGAGCUACCACAGAGCCGCCGUCUAGCGCAGCGGUCAGCAGCGGUGGGGCACCGGAGCCGGGUCAGAAGCUUGCCGCAGCCAGUAGCCCCAUACUGGACCGAGAGUUUCAUCAACGGUCCAAAUCCCAGCCGCAACCUUUCUCCGUUUCGGUCGACACGUUGCCAACGGCACUCGGUGGAAUGCGUGGAUUUUCCGUGCCAAAUCUAGCCGAAUCGGAUACCCAAUCGAGUGACCGUCUGGACGGUCAAGCUAGUCAACGAAGCUACACCCCGCAACCGUCGCCAUCGCCCUCGAUGAGCCACAAGAACCUGAAAGGCCUGCGGAACAUCUUCGGUAAGAUUAAGCGCAGCAAUAGUGGAACCCUGGAGGACGUAGACCCCGGGGAGUUCAAACGGGGUGGGGUACGAGCUACUGCCGGAGCCAGACUGGGAUGGAGUUCGGAGUUUAGAAGGCCUGACAAGCCACUGAAAGAGUGGGACCUGGAUUCGCUCUGCCAAUGGUUUGACCAUUUGGGACUGGGGAUGUACGAGGAAGAACUGCGACGAUGGUUGAAGACGGGAGGGGCGUAUGAGCUGGUGAAAGCAUCUCCGGUUGAUAUUGAGAAGGAGUUGAGCCUUAAGAAUCCACUGCACAGGAAAAAGAUUGUACUGGCGAUUGCCGAUCUGACGGAGAGUUUUGAAGGGGAUGCGUUGCUCAAAAUCGCAGGGAAACUGGAUACUCCUUGGACCAUUCGAUGGCUGGAGGACGUUGGACUGCCACAAUACAAGGAUAGCUUUAUGGCCGCCCGAAUGGACGGUCGAAUGUUGCACAAACUUACCAUGGAUGAUCUAGUCAGUUUGCAUGUGUCUUCCUGUGUGCAUGUAGCCAGCUUGCGGCGAGGUAUUCAGUUGAUGAGGGAACAAAAUUGGAAUCCGGAUUGCUUAACUCGCCGCUCGAUGAGCGACGAGAACAACGGAACCAAAGAAGACGUACGAUUAUGGACCUGCUACCGUGUCAUGGAAUGGCUCCGAGCGGUCGAUCUGUCCGAGUACUCACCGAACUUGCGCGGAGCAGGUGUUCAUGGUGCCCUUAUGAUGUACGAAGUCAAGUUUAGCGCGGAAUUGUUCGCCGAGCUGCUUAGUAUCCCACCGAGCAAAACGCUACUGCGAAGGCAUUUGGCGACACAUUUCAAGGAACUUUUGGGACGGGACAUUAUUCAAGCCAAACGUGACGCGGAGAACACACUGGGCUUUCAACCAUUGACGUUGGCUGCCAAGAUAAAGACGCCAAAGAAGUCGCAGUUCUCGCUGAAGCGCAAGAAGAGCUCCAAGGGUGGCGACGAGUGGAGCGACUACGUCUGCCCGAUGGGUGACUCAGGUCAGGAACAUCUGCCCAAUCCGCCACAGCCAUCUUCAUCAUCGCAUCAAUCACUCUCCACUGCAUCCUCUUCCUCUUCCUCGGUCGGGGCGGCAGCCACCGGCAAUGUUACCACUACUAGUACCACUACCAGUGCCACCAGCAACUACCACCAGCAGCACCACCAGCAUAAUAGCUACAACUCACACCAAGCUUCUCCCUACCGCGCUAAUACUAAUCUUGUCACUAGCAAUGCAAGCGUCGCUAUGACGAAGACUCCCUACAGCAGCUACCCGGACAGCACAAUCAGCAGCACCAGCAGCAGCACAGCAACCACGACCUCCGGAGUCGGGUCCGAAGUUGUUUCACAUCAGCAUCUUCUGAGUAACGCCUCGAGCAAUGGCAGCAACAGUAAUAACAACAUCAGUAACAACAAUAACAGCAACAACAACAACGGCAACACAAUCGGGUCCGAUUCGCCAACGUCAACGCGCAGCUCGACCACGUCCACCUCCUAG
Molecule: messenger RNA, 4739 nt
Organism: Armigeres subalbatus
Lineage: Eukaryota; Metazoa; Arthropoda; Insecta; Diptera; Culicidae
Gene: Liprin-beta
Product: liprin-beta-1
Exons: 10
Coding region: 582-4739 (1385 amino acids)
Biological process (GO): neuromuscular junction development
Cellular component (GO): presynaptic active zone
Molecular function (GO): protein binding
Source: RefSeq, a predicted model, not a curated record